Molecule: messenger RNA, 1016 nt
Organism: Glossina fuscipes
Lineage: Eukaryota; Metazoa; Arthropoda; Insecta; Diptera; Glossinidae
Product: lipopolysaccharide-induced tumor necrosis factor-alpha factor homolog
Exons: 4
Coding region: 167-790 (207 amino acids)
Molecular function (GO): zinc ion binding
Source: RefSeq, a predicted model, not a curated record
AAACGAAACCGCUUUAAAAAACUUGUAAAACUUCGGCUUUAUUAGUAAAUUGAGUUAGUUGGAAGGCAUACAUAAAUGACCGUAAGCACGCAUAAGCAAGUUAUGUAGUUUCACCAAUAAUUUUCUUUCCAAUUCGAUGAAAUAUUAACGUUAGGCGAAGAGAAUAAUGGAUCGUAAACAUGCUAUGCUUUAUCCAGAUUCGAGUACCAUACCUGUGGAUGAAAGGCGUUCCGCAUCGGCAUCCAUAGGCUUGCCAACGGAAGCACCGCCCUCCUAUGAUGUCGCCAUAGGGACAAUUGAGCGUAAUAACACACCAGAAACUGGUUGUUUAUCACCUGUCUUUAAAAGUGAUGAAGAACAAUCAUCAACGCAGGAAAAUUCUUUACAGAUUAGAGACACACAGCCGAAUACUAAUAAUACUAGAAACGCAGGCACUUCUUAUCAAUCGGAAGCAUCAACGGCGACAACAGAACAAACAUCGAUUGCAACGCCGUCGCCACAGGCGACGUUAAAACUUGGCCCCGAUCCUUCAAAUGUUAAUUGUCCAACAUGUGGUGUUUCUAAGAUCUCCCGGAUGACUCAUACACCCAACUCUCGUACCCACAUCAGCGCUUUGAUUUUGUGUUUGAUAGGUUGGUGCUGUUGUGCUUGCAUUGUUCCAUAUUUUAUGAAUAGCUGUCGCACCGGUAAUCAUUACUGCGGUAAUUGUAAUGCUUUCCUCGGUACAUAUACUCCCGAAACAGAAAGCAAAACAAAAAGGGGAAGAAGAAGAAGAAGGAGAAGAAGAUAGUUACUCGAAAGCACAGCAAAACGAAUGAUAACAAUAACAGCGGCUUUUAUGUAUUUAUCUUUCGUGUUAUACGAACAAAUAUUUAUUAUCUUAGUCUUCAAAUUUAAAUCAUUUUUUAUCAAGUUUUAUGUUUGGAAUAAGAAGGAAACAUAAUUUAUAUAUCUUAUCUUAGAAGAACUGCAUUAAAAUGUCUCGAGUGUUAUUCAUAGCGUUAAAUAAAUGUGUU